UGUCAUCAUUGUGAGGAAGCCUGGGAGUGGCCGGAAGCAGGAGAACCAGAGGAGAACGAAGAGGAAAGAGGAGGAGGUGGACCAGCUGUGCUCGAAUCAGACUUUCGUUUCGUAGCAUCCUUCCAUUUAAGGCAGCAGGUUUGUCAGCAUGGCGGAGAGCUCAGUGUCUAUGGCAGACGUGGAGACGUCCUUCCAGAAGUUUGCAGUCCAUGGAGACACCAAGGCCACGGGGAAGGAGAUGAACGGCAAGAACUUCGCCAAGCUCUGCAAAGACUGCCACGUCAUCGAUGGGAAGGGCGUCACGUCCACGGACAUUGACAUAGUUUUCAGCAAAGUCAAGGCAAAGUCGGCUCGUGUGAUCACAUUUGAGCAAUUCAACCAGGCACUGACUGAGUUGGCUCCCAAGCGCUUUAAAGGCAAAAGCAAAGAGGAGGCCCUGCAACAGCUCUAUGGUCUCAUUGUUGGGAAGGAGCCUGCUAAUGUCGGAGUCACUAAAGUGGCAAAGGCGGCUGCCGUGGACAGACUGACUGACACGUCCAAAUACACGGGAGCACAUAAGGAACGAUUUGAUGAGUCCGGCAAAGGGAAGGGAAAGUCCGGGCGCGAGGAGAUCCCAGACGCGAGUGGCUAUGUGGCAUCCUACAAGGGCAGCGGCACUUACGAUGACAAAGUGAAGAAUGCAUAAAGGUCACCAGUCCAAGUCAGGGACGACAACCAUUCAGCGUCACAUUCACAUCAAUUUAUAGUCUCCAAUUAAUCUAAUCUGCAUGUUACUGGAGUGUGGGAGGAAGCGGGAGUACAUGGAGAGAACAUGGACCAUGCAAGCUCAACAGGCCCUCAGUCGAACUGGGAUCCCAACCGCCACCCUUCUUGCUGUGAGGCAACAGAGAAAACAAUUACCAAAGCAAUUACCAUACCUAAUUCAAAUGAAUGUAUAUGUAUAUAUUUACUUGCAGUACAUCAGUAUUAGAUAGUAAAUAGGUAAACUGAUGUUUUCUGCUAUGGUUGAGACCACUUAUUAGCCAUGUGUGCUUUGUAGAAUCUCCUCUGCUUUGUCCCAUAGCUCAACACAGUGCCUUCAUGUUGAUUUAGCCUCUAGAGCCUUAUUGCUGCGACAUGUUCUGCUUGAUGCAAGUUAAUGCUCUGAAAAGAAAUGUACGUCAUUUUUAAGAGACAGCACUAUUAGUAUUAGACGUUUGCUUUGCUUACUAAGAAUGGAAAUCAGGUUUGUUGCCAUGGUAAAGCUCACCCAGUAUAAGAGUAUGAAUUUGCAAGAGCUAAACAAAUAAAUAAUAGACGAAAAAAAGGAAUAAAAUAAAGAGUAGAGUGCAAUAUUUACAAAAGCGAAAUAUGAAUAUGAAUAAAAUAAUUAACAUACCA
Molecule: messenger RNA, 1380 nt
Organism: Solea senegalensis (Senegalese sole)
Lineage: Eukaryota; Metazoa; Chordata; Actinopteri; Pleuronectiformes; Soleidae
Gene: tppp2
Product: tubulin polymerization-promoting protein family member 2
Exons: 4
Coding region: 149-685 (178 amino acids)
Biological process (GO): microtubule bundle formation; microtubule polymerization; positive regulation of protein polymerization
Cellular component (GO): microtubule
Molecular function (GO): tubulin binding
Source: RefSeq, a predicted model, not a curated record